Molecule: messenger RNA, 657 nt
Organism: Vanrija pseudolonga
Lineage: Eukaryota; Fungi; Basidiomycota; Tremellomycetes; Trichosporonales; Trichosporonaceae
Exons: 2
Coding region: 1-657 (218 amino acids)
Source: RefSeq, a predicted model, not a curated record
AUGUCCCAGCAGCAGGCCCCCUACGCCGCGCCGUACGCUGCCCCCGCGCAGCCCGCCGCCCAGCCCUACGUCCAGCCGGUGUACCCCCAGGCCGGUGGCGCCGCGCCCGUGUUCCCGCCCGCGGCGGCGAGCACCACGCGUGCUUACGGCGAGGGCCUCACCCUUGCUGACAAGUGCCUGCACCCCGUCCUCACGACCAUCAUCGCCGUCCUCUACGUCGUGCUCGUCAUCCUCGCUGGUACCGGCUUCGCCGCGUGGGCCGCGUACGACAACGGGUACUACUCCUACGGCAACUCUAGCCUCAACGCCUAUAUCGGCCUCCUCAAGGCGCUCGCCAUCAUCUCGCUCUUCCUCUCCCUCAUCCUGGCCUUCCUCAGUGUCCUCGCGUCGGUCGCGACCAUCCUGUACGCGCUCCACCGCCCCCUCCCCCUCAAGCCCAUCUUCUACAACGUUGGCCGCAUUCUCUUCCCCAUCGUCGGCCUCAUCAACAUUGUCAUCUCCAUCAUCUCGGCCGUCAAGGGCGGCGGCGCCAGCGUCAUCAUCGGCAUCAUCUUCAACAUCAUCUUCACCUCCUACAUGACGUACGUCUUCCACCUGCUCUACACCCGCAAGGUCCAGCAGGACAAGUACGGCGCCGGCGUCGGCUACGAGAAGUAA